This is a messenger RNA of Oryza brachyantha (malo sina), 1258 nucleotides long. Its product is annotated as vesicle-associated protein 1-3. The transcript has 7 exons. Gene Ontology annotation, cellular component: plasma membrane; endoplasmic reticulum membrane. Bases 300 to 974 code for a protein of 224 amino acids. Lineage: Eukaryota; Viridiplantae; Streptophyta; Magnoliopsida; Poales; Poaceae. Gene Ontology annotation, biological process: endoplasmic reticulum membrane organization. The record is from RefSeq and is a predicted model, not a curated record.
AGAGCAUCCGUCCAUCCAUCGACGAGGAGGAGGACACGCAGUCUCGGCUUCGGCGAGCGGAGAUUUCCCCCCACGGUCUUCCGCUGUUGUGGCGGGGGCAGAUUCCGGGUCGAUUUAGUGGCUGGAGCCUCUGUUCUUCGCUUCCCCGAUCGAAUCCGGUGGAAGGGAGCACUAAAAAUCACUUUUUUUUUUUGUUGUUGCUGCUGCUGCUGCUGCUGUUCUCUUUUGGGGGUUUCUUCCUGCUCGAGUCUGUUGCUUGAUUCGCGUGAGGAGAGGGGCGCGCGCUCGGAGAAGCGACGAUGAGCGCCGGGAGCGCGCGUUUCCUCGAGAUCCAGCCUUCGGAGCUCGCAUUCCCCUUCCAACUACUGAAACAGAGCUCAUGCUCCAUGCAACUCACCAAUAAGACUGACCAUUAUGUUGCAUUUAAGGUCAAAACAACCAACCCAAAGCAAUACUGUGUGCGCCCUAAUAUUGGUGUGGUAUUGCCGGGGUCUACAUGCGAUGUUACAGUGAUGAUGCAAGCACAGAUGAAGGCACCUCCAGAUAUGCAGUGCAAGGAUAAGUUCCUUGUUCAAAGUGUUGCAGCUGACAAUGGUGCAACAACUCAAGAUAUUAAUGCAGAAAUGUUCAAUAAGGUGGCAGGAAAGGUUGUUGAGGAAUUCAAGCUACGUGUAGUCUAUGUGCCAACUACAUCCUCUGCAGUGCCUGAAGACUCUGAACAAGGUAGUUCUGCUCGGUCAUUUGCGCAAGGAAAUGGCACUUAUAAUUCCACAGUGCAACAACCUGCAUCAUCCGAGAUCUCCAAACUAAACGAUGAGAAGAGGGAUGCUAUUCAGCAAAACCAGAAGUUACGACAUGAGCUGGAGCUCCUACGGAAAGAAAGCGGCAAAAGCAAUGGUGGUUUCUCCCUCACCUUCUUGGCCAUCGUGGGUCUUCUCGGCAUCAUCGUGGGCUACAUCCUCAAGAAGACAUAGAAGAAGAGGAGGUAGUAGUUCCCAACAAAGUUAUACUCCCAGGAAAAGGAUACCCUCAUAUUGGUAUGCCUCCCCUCAUGUUUUUUUUCCUCCUAAAAAGGAGCACCUGUUCUAACUUGUAACAACAAUACUCCUCCCUAGAUGCCAUGGUUUGUGUACAUUAUGGUGGUUCACGGGUUCGUCGCGAUUUCUACAUUGACUAGGCUUGAUUUUUUUUGAAAGUUUUUAACUGCCGCAACAGUUUGACAUCCUCCAUAAAUCUUUAUUCUUUCUUCCUGAUCAAA